AUUGAACAAGGUGUUGAUAUUUCCCAGGAUAAUUGGGGACUACUUUUAUAUUUUAUUGUAUUAGCUACACGUUGGUGCGUAAAAUAUUUUUUGGCUAUAUUAAAAAAAACCUCUAUGAGGUCUCAGUCAUAGUGGUUUUAUAUCCCCGCCUCUGCACAUCCAACGAGUGCGCCGCUUUGUAAACAUGUACACACACAAUUAGAGGACCCAGAGCUUCACCACGAGAAUCCAUACAGAAUAUUUUCUUUUUAAAUGUUUUGAUAAAUGUUAGUAGGGUGGCUAUUCUUUAGCUCAACGCUGAUGAUAAUUUGAUGCCAAGGCUUUUUACUGAGACCGCAGUAUAGACUGCAGAGAUGAAGGCCAAGAAGAAGAAGAGACAGGAUGACUUCCAGAAGGUCAAGUUAAAGGUGGGAAAGAAGAAGCCCAAAGCUGACAAUGCCACCAACACAAACUUCCGCACAAAGGGAAUACAUCUACCUGAGCAGCUGAAGAGAGACACAAGUGGCCCCACCACACACAGACAGCUUGGUAUCAAUGACCUUCUGUCUCAGCUCCACCAUUACAAUGCCAAUGUGAAACAUAGUGCCUUGAUGGGUUUGAGAGAGUUGCUGUCCCUUAAUCCAUCUCUGUUAGAGCAGCAUCUCUCUCGUCUGCUUUCUGAAGUGGCAGCCGUUUUCACAGACAAGGAUGGCAAUGUUCGUGUGGCAGCUACACGUGUGCUCAGGUUCAUUGCACAGUCUGUGCCUGCAGAACGAGUGGCCCCAUUUUUCCCUCUCCUCAGUGCUCACCUGUCUUGUGCGAUGACUCACAUUGAGGCAGGCAUCCAGGAGGAUGCAAUGAAGGUCCUUGAUGUGUUGUUGGAGCACUACCCUGCUCUGCUGGCAGCACGGCCCGCAGUACUCCUCACCAACUUCUUAGAAUUAAUCUCUCACAGACAAAGCAAUGGAGGGGCCAAAAAGCCCCAGGAUGCCAAGGGGCGGACCUGGUCACUGUCGGUCGGUCUUAACAGGGCUGUGACUAGCCAGCAGUGGCGGCUUUCUGUGCUUCUCAGGCUUGGACGCUUUCUGCAGGCAGUUGUUGAGGAGAGACCGGUGGAGGAAGGUGACAUGUCUGGUUUAACUGAAGGAGUGUUUGGUUCCAGUGGAGAGGGCCGGAUUACACCUCUGCUCCUCAACUGGGAAGAGCUCACCUACAGUAAGGUCGGCGUUAAAGUGUAUGAACAUUCUGGGGCCAAACCAACUCCACAUUCCACCUUCAGACUCAGACCUGAGGUGGAUCCUGUAGCUGCAGUGGUUGAGAGUCUGGACUCAGCCGAGGCUGUUCAGAGCUUUGCAGCUACACUGGUGCCUCUUCUGCUCGAAGUCUGGGUGGAGGCCAGCACUAGUGACUCUCCCUGGAGCAACACUGAGGGCGCUCACCUACUCACCCCAGAUGCCAUGUCAGUAAUGUUCCAGGUGUUGUCUAUUCUGCAGCUGCUGAGAAAACUGGCACCACAGCAGGAGCACCAGGAUGCACUGGAUGCAUGGUUUCGAAAAGAAUACCUGGCAGAUUUUAAACAGCACUUCAUGAAAAACUUUCCCUAUGGGACUCAGGAUAUACCCAAACAUAAAAAGAAGGUUGAUCUCAAAAGGAGUAAACAAACUGCAGCCAUUCCAGGUCUGACUGUGGAACCUCUGGCCCUAAACAUCACACUUUGCCAAGUUAUGGUGUCCCUCAGCCAGAGGCAGGGACUCGGCCGAGAGACGGAUGGAGACUGGUUAACGCUGCUGAGGACGUUCGUCCGAGACACCCUGGGCAGUGGAGUGAAACUAAGCUACAGGCAGCUCCACAUGCUGCUGGGCACUGUGUGGAAGAUGGUGCUCACACAGAGGAGCAAAACAGUGACAGAGGACCUGUUGGCAGCAGUGUAUAUCUACUAUAAGCAGAGGCACCUGACUCUACAGACACGAUCUCUGCUGCUGUCCUUCUACAGCAAACUCUACCUGCAGGAACAGGGUCAUACACACAUUGCCAGGAGUAAGGUGCUGUGUCGGUGGUUGGCAUCUCUUCCUGUGCAGUUGUCCCAGCUGGGCCACCGUAACCCCGCUCUCUCUGCGCGACUUAUCCUGUCCAUCCAUGCUGCUGCUUCUCGAGGAAACAAGGAUCUGCUCAACAGUCUGCAGACGCAUGCCUGCAGCCUCUAUGAUCCACAGGAAGGAGUUGUGGUGCUGUUACCAGCAGAGUCCCAGCAACGAAUGGUGCAGCUGCUCUACUUCCUUCCCAAGAUGUCCCAGUCUCUUCUGGCCAACCUGAGCUGCUGCUGCACUGCCGGGCGAAUCUCUGCUGGACUCGCUGCCUCUCUGAUUCGGAUCGUACACCUUAGGUCAUCUCUGAGCGGCUGGUCGGUUGGGAACCAGGAAGCGGCUCUGCAGGACGUGGACUACAUCAGCUUCCUGUUCUCCACCCUGACGGGCUUCUCGUCCGACAAGCUCACCUCCCUGCAGGAGGCUGGUGACGAGAGUGCCCUGCCUCCCUCCCCUCUCUCACCUCUCAGUCUCUACCCCACCCCACUGGAGCAGUUCACACACCACUGGGACGUUGUUGAGGAAGUCUGCCACUGUCUGGAAACUCUGGGCUCCAAGUCUCAGUGCUUUGACAUCUUGCAAAAUGGCAUUUGCAAAUACCUGACCAAGUUGGGAGUUGUUCCUGACAGCAUGGCAGCCGGGCUGCUCAGAGCAGUGUCCAGAUUACUGGACCUGUCCGUCCUGCCCAUUGAGCCGGUGCUGCGCUUCUUGUCCCAGUGCUGCCUCAGCCUGCUGGCUCUGCUCAUCACCCUGCAGCAGGAAACACCUGCUGAAACCAACCAUAAAAGGGAGGCAAUUUGGGGUGCUUGUGUGUUAGCGCUAAGCACCGUUCCUCGUCUGCUGCGGAUGGUUCUGCAGUCGUUGCGUGUUGGAGAUCUGAGUGAGGAGGAGCUGCCACAGCUCGGACAGAUCCUGUCAAUGCUGCUGCAGCACACACCGCUCCACAACCAGCUGCUGGCCAAUGCUGCUCUGCUGCAGGAGAUCAUACAACACCUUACGAGGUUCUCCAGGGCUGCCACCAGGGAUCAGUGGCUGACAGAUCUGCUCUACUGUUACAGCCUCACUGUGGCUCAUGGCUCCUCCGCUCACCGUGGAAACCUGGGCCUUCGAGACAUGUACUGACCGAUGCGCCAACCAGACAAAUACCUGGUGUGUUGAUCAGUUCACCUUCUCAAACAUCUUUGACAAACAAAACACUCUCAGAGCUCAGUGCUGAUAAGUUCAUAAGACAAAGACAGGAAUACAAUCCUUUUUUGGGUUAAUUAUUUUUUUUUUUUUAAAUGUGAGUGACAAUGAAUACCCCACAUUGUUGUUUUAAGAACUUCAACUGUUUUUCCUGUCUCUUUAUUGCCUCAUUCUUAGUCUGGUAAUUGUCUUUUUUUGCAUCUUGAGUAUUGUUUCUGCAGAACAUUGUUCAGUCCUUAUUGGGGUACCUGGUGACUUUUGAUUUUUAAAAAGUAAACUAAAAGAAAAAAAAAAACACACAAAAUAAAGUUAAAUCAAAGUGCACUGC
Messenger RNA from Lates calcarifer (barramundi perch), 3576 nucleotides. RefSeq names its product testis expressed 10 (gene tex10). Bases 354 to 3185 code for a protein of 943 amino acids. The record is from RefSeq and is a predicted model, not a curated record. The transcript has 16 exons. NCBI's taxonomy places the organism in Eukaryota, Metazoa, Chordata, Actinopteri, Centropomidae. Gene Ontology annotation, cellular component: nucleus; MLL1 complex.